Molecule: messenger RNA, 2783 nt
Organism: Papaver somniferum (opium poppy)
Lineage: Eukaryota; Viridiplantae; Streptophyta; Magnoliopsida; Ranunculales; Papaveraceae
Product: cyclic nucleotide-gated ion channel 2-like
Exons: 7
Coding region: 256-2514 (752 amino acids)
Source: RefSeq, a predicted model, not a curated record
ACUUCAUGUGCUACUUGGCAGAAACUACUUCCACUUUCUGCAGUAUUACUGCGCACCACUCUUUAGAUUAUAACCUCCUUAUCUCCCCUCUCCCCCUCUCUAUCUCUCUCUCUCCCUUUCAUAUAUUAAUCAUCUUCCCAUGAUUAAUUCUUUGUAUCCCUCCGCCUCCUGUGAUCUCUCUCUGCUCAGGCUCACUGAGUUUUGUGAUCUUUCUUCCUCAUCUCUUCAGUUUGCUUUGCAUAUCAAAUUUCAAUUAUGCCUUCACUUCAUGGAUUCCGAGACUCCCUCACAAGGUGGACUGGAAUUUCAAGAAGAAACCAGAGAGACACAACGCAACAACAAGACCAGCAUCAGCAAACAUCAGAACACAGGACAGAAGAAAGAGAAUCACAAGAUUACUCAAACUCAUCAUCAUCAUCAUCAUCAUCCUCAUCAUUUUCAACAAUAGCUGAUUACACAAACCCAAUCACAAAUUCUAUCGAGUGUUACGCGUGUACACAAGUAGGUGUACCGGUUUUUCAUUCAACAAGUUGUGAUAGUUUCCAUCCGCCUGAAUGGGAAGCAUCAGCCGGUUCUUCAUUAGUCCCAAUCCAAAGUAAUCAAAAAUCAUCAUCAUCAUGGAGAUCAUCAUUCAAUAAGAACCGUCCGAUAUCAUCAUCGUAUUACCGGUCACUCAAAGGUCCAUUUGGUACGGUAUUAGACCCGCGUACCAAACGUGUGAAAAAAUGGAACAGAGCGUUUUUACUGGCACGUGCCAUGGCAUUAGCUAUUGAUCCAUUGUUUUUCUAUGCACUCUCCAUUGGUAGAAAUGGAGCUCCUUGUUUAUACAUGGAUGGUGGUUUAGCGGCAAUUGUCACCCUCCUGCGCACCUGUGUUGAUGCGAUACAUCUAUGUCAUCUGUGGCUGCAAUUUCGUCUUGCGUACGUGUCGAGAGAAUCGUUGGUGGUUGGUUGCGGUAAACUCGUGUGGGAUGCGCGUGCUAUUGCUACGCAUUAUGUGAGAUCACUGCAAGGUUUCUGGUUUGAUAUCUUUGUCAUCUUACCAGUCCCUCAGACGGUUUUUUGGUUGGUGGUGCCAAGAUUGAUAAGGGAGGAAAAGAUUAAGUUGAUAAUGACAAUAUUGUUGCUGAUAUUCUUGUUCCAAUUCCUUCCCAAAGUCUAUCACAGUAUUUGCUUAAUGAGAAGAAUGCAAAAAGUUACUGGUUAUGUUUUUGGGACAAUAUGGUGGGGUUUUGCCCUUAACCUGAUUGCUUACUUCAUUGCUUCUCAUGUAGCAGGGGGUUGUUGGUACGUGCUUGCGAUUCAACGUGUAGCAUCGUGUCUUAGGCAACAAUGUGAGAGAAGUGCAAAUUGUAAUCUCCAGCUAGCUUGUGCAGACGAAGUCUGCUACCGUCUUCCAUUAGCCGAUAUGAUUAAUAAUUCAUGUGGGAAUAAUACAAUCACACAUAAAUUCCCAAGCAUUCCUGUUUGCUUAAACGGAAAUGGUCCAUUCCGCUAUGGCAUUUACAAACAGGCUCUCCUUGUUGUUUCAAGCAAUUCCCUCUCUGUCAAAAUUCUAUAUCCAAUAUUUUGGGGCCUAAUGACUCUCAGCACUUUUGGCAACGACCUUGAACCAACAAGCCAUUGGUUAGAAGUGAUAUUCAGCAUAAUUAUCACACUAAGCGGGUUACUACUCUUUACUCUAUUGAUUGGUAAUAUUCAGGUAUUUUUGCAUGCAGUCAUGGCAAGGAAACGGAAAAUGCAAUUAAGAUGUAGAGACAUGGAGUGGUGGAUGAAAAGGAGGCAACUACCCUCACGCCUGAGACAAAGAGUACGCCAUUUUGAGCGCCAGAGAUGGGCAGCUAUGGGAGGAGAGGAUGAGAUGGAAUUGAUUAAGGGCUUACCUGAAGGACUUCGACGUGAUAUCAAACGUCAUCUCUGCUUAGAUCUAAUUAAAAAGGUACCAUUGUUCCACAACCUCGAUGAUUUAAUCUUGGAUAAUUUGUGCGACCGAGUUAAGCCCCUUGUAUUCACCAGGGAUGAAAAGAUAAUUAGAGAAGGAGAUCCAGUACCACGAAUGAUUUUCAUAAUGCGAGGUCGACUAGAGAGUAACCAAAAGCUCAGUAAGGGAACAGUUGCAACAUGCACGUUAGGACCCGGAAACUUUGUUGGGGAUGAGCUUUUAUCAUGGUGUCUCCGUCGCCCUUUCAUAGACCGUCUUCCAGCUUCAUCGGCUACAUUUGUUUGUGUGGAAGCAACAGAAGCAUUUGGUCUUGACGCGAAUCACCUUCGUUACAUAACAGAUCAUUUCCGAUACAAAUUUGCUAAUGAGAGGCUCAAAAGAACAGCUAGGUAUUACUCUUCAAAUUGGAGAACAUGGGGUGCAGUAAACAUACAAUUUGCUUGGAACCGUUACAGAUUGAGGACUAGAGGCCCUGCAGUUCAAGUAACAGAAAAUGGUGAUACUAGUGAGCGUAAACUUCGGCAAUAUGCUGCUAUGUUCUUGUCUCUUAGACCACAUGAUCAUCUCGAGUGAGGAGCCUUUUAAGCAGGGCAAGAUGAAGUUUCUUCAUGGUUUCAAAGAAAAUAUAAGGGGGGUUUCGAGUUUGAAAUUUUUAGCAUUUGAGCAUACAACGUCAGUAGGCAACAACCAACAUGGAAUUAAAAAUUGCUGUUGUCUUUUAUUCAGCAGUGUCUUUCAAAAUGACAUUUGUAUUCUUUUGUUGCCAUCAAAAUCCCUGAAAUUACUAGCACGAGGUCUUUUGUAUCGCUCUCUAGAAGGGACAUUCCACAGUUUUUUUUUUU